AUGGCGGCGUGGAACAUCAGGGGCUUCAACCACCCUGAUAAAGUCAUGAGCUGUAAGCGACUCAUUAAAUCGUUCAGGUUGAACUUGGUUGCUGAUAAACCGCUGCUCCAGCUCUCUGCUAUAUACGCCUCUAAUAAUUCUCUAGACCGCAAGGAGCUGUGGAACUCUUUGACUCAUUUGGCGCCUGAACCUGACUUCCCUUGGGUUUUAAUUGGUGAUUUCAACUGCUGUCGCUAUGCCUCUGAAAAGUUGGGUGGGAAUCCUAUUUCUCAUCAUGCUUUGUUUGAUCUCAACAAUAUGAUUUUUAGUAAUAGUUUAGUGGAUUUACACUCCGUUGGUUUUAAGUUCACUUGGUUUAAUCAGCGCACCAUUAAUCCUAUUCAUAUAAAACUUGACCGUGCUUUAGUGAAUGCGGGAUGGCAGAACAAAUUUCCAAACUCUUACUGCUCUAUUCAGAGCCCUUCCUGCUCGGAUCAUUGCCCCAUCAUUUUAAACUCAGGUAUUUCUGUCAAGGUUUAUCACCGCUUUCUUUUCAAGAACUACUGGACCAACUUUGAUAGCUUCUGGGCUGUCUUACUGGAGGUUCUCUCUCUUCCUUGCUCUGGGAAUUCUAUUUCCCAUUUUAGUAAUUGCUUGAAGUUCCUUAAAGAUAAAGUUAAAAGUGAGGAUUGGUAUUCCUCCUCAUGUGUUUUUAGACAUCUGGAUGUCCUGAACGAUAAUCAUGCUAAUCUGUUGAGUAAGCUGCAAGUGGAUCCUUAUAACUUGAACCUCAAUCACUCUUUCAAGGUUAGCACGGUGGAACUUGCUAAGUUCAAUUCUAUGUAUGCCUCUUGGAUAGUCCAACGGGCAAAAGUCAACUGGAUAAGAAAUGGGGAAGAUGAUUUAAAGUUUUUAUUUGCAAAAAUUAGAACUAGAAGAGGGUGCUCUAAUUCUAUGAUCAAUUUAUUUGCUAAUAACCAUUCUUCUUCUAGAGCUGAUGUUGUUAGUUCUUUAAUCCAGUAUUACCAAAUACUUUACAACCCCUCUUCUCCCCCGUCCCCCAAUGCUACUCAGGCCUGCUUUCCCUCUGGAACCUUGUUGCCGCAGGAUGAGGCUAUCCGUAUGACCUCUUUGGUGCUUGAUGAGGAGGUUAUUGCUGACAGACUGAAGCCGGUUAUGCCUUCGAUCGUCAUGAACAAUCAAGCUGGAUUUGUCAAAUCUAGAGUAUCCACUGAUAAUAUUUUGCUUGCUAGUGACAUUCUUUCUUUUGUUGGUAAGGAAAGGGGAAAAGGUUUUCCUUCUCUUUCUGUUAACUGGAUUAAAGCUUGUAUCUUUGACGUCAACUUCUCAAUUAUGCUCAAUGGUGCCUUAGAGGGUUUCUUUCCUUCAUCUGCUGGACUAAGACAGGGUUACCCUCUUAGUCCUUACCUCUUUUGCCUUGUGAUGGAUGCUUUCUCUAAUCUUUUGGAAUGCAGUGGUUUCAAAGGAAUAUCUGUGGACAACUUCUCUCUUACUCAUUUGCUUUAUGCUGAUGAUGUACUUAUAUUUGGGGAGGCCUCUAUUGAAAAUUGUAAUAAGUUGGCUAUCGUUCUUAGGGACUUUGCAAACUCCACGGGGCUUUAUGUGAACUAUGACAAGAGUGCCAUUAUGCUUACCAAAAAUCAGAGAAAUGUUCAAGCUAUUUGUCAAUCUUUAUCCAUUUUUAACAUAGUUAAUAAGAUCAAUUAUCUUGGCAUUCCUUUAUCUUUUUAUAAGCUGAAAAUAGAGGACUUCUUGCCGCUUUUGGAUAGUAUUAACAAAAAAAUGAAUGGAUGGAAGGCCAACCUGCUGUCCUUUGCGGGCAGGCUCCAGUACAUUAAAUUUACUAUUCAAAAUACCAUUGCAUAUUGGAUUAGGGGGUCAAUCUUACCAAAAACUGUAUACAAACAUUUCAAAAAAGCCUGUUCCAAGUUCUUGUUUUUUGGUGACUCUACGCAUGCUAAGAAACUUCAUAUGGUGUCCUGGGAUAGGAUUUGUAGGCCUAAAUAUAAUGGGGGUUUGGGCAUUCCCUCCAUUUCUGCUUUACAAUUCUCUUAUAGCUGCUCCGUUAUUCUUAGGAUGUACAACGCCCCUUCUCCUCUAUCCAAAUGGCUUAUUUGCUAUCACAAAUCCCCAUGGAAGCCCCCUCGUGCAACUGAUUCAAAAAUAUGGAAGCUUAUCUGUAAUACCGCAAUGGCUGUAAAAUACUGUUUUACCUUCAGCAUUACCCAGCAGGCUCCCAUUCAUUUCAUAUGGGAUCACUGGUGCAAUAAUAAAACCAUUUCUGAAUAUUUGGGGGGUAAUCCGGAUGGUAUUUCUCAUGACUUUUGCUUAAAUGAGUUAAUUAUUGGCACUCAGUGGGUUAUUCCGAAUCACUUUCCUUUGAAUUUGAAAAAUGUCAUUGCUGGGAUCAAUAUUGGUGAUACUGGGCAUUGUUUGCUGUGGGGAAACCGAAGCACUUAUAAAUUCAAAAACUUCAUGGAUGAAUACUAUUCAGAUAUACCGAGCUGCUCUUGGUUUAAGUUGGUCUCUAUAGGCUCGGGAGCUCUUUUGGUGGAAUUCGUUCUAGUCUCACUUCGUUUAGAGUCUGAAACUGCUAAUGUGGUUUCGGCUUCUUUUCUUAUUGUAAUUUUUUCCUGA
Molecule: messenger RNA, 2637 nt
Organism: Dendrobium catenatum
Lineage: Eukaryota; Viridiplantae; Streptophyta; Magnoliopsida; Asparagales; Orchidaceae
Exons: 6
Coding region: 1-2637 (878 amino acids)
Source: RefSeq, a predicted model, not a curated record